UUCUUUUCAGUUUUUGGUGUUGCUGUUUGAUUUUUGCUUUAUUUCUGGCCGCUACCCACAAGCAUAGAUUCCUCUCUCUCUCUCUAGAUGUUGUCUGUGUCUGUCUGUCUAUGUUGCAAGAGCUCUCUCUCUCUAAUGAAUGGAUGAAUGUGCUCAACUCUGGCAUGGAUUCUCUCUGCUCUCUUCCUACUUUUGUCCCUUUCUUUAGCUCUCCUUUUCAUUGAUGCUUUGCUUUGCUGUGCUUUCUCUCCUUUUGAGUUUCUAGGCGGUUUUUGGCGUAGCUGUGCCUUCUCCUAGCUUGUUGCAAUAGAGCGGCCUGUUUAGCGCAGCAGCUUACCCGAAAAACACACAAAGAUGAGCUAUACGCAUUCUAACAUGUCUUCUGGUAGCAGAACUGCUAAGAGAAUUGAGUUUGGUAGGACACAUGUGGUGAGGCCCAAAGGAAAGCAUCAAGCAACAAUGGUCUGGCUGCAUGGACUUGGAGAUAACGGCUCAAGCACAUCUCAAAUGUUGGAAUCUCUACCACUUCCAAAUAUUAAGUGGAUCUGCCCAACUGCUCCUACCCGUCCUGUGGCUGUACUAGGUGGAUUUCCUUGCACUGCAUGGUUUGAAAUGGGAGAGCUUUCAGAUGAUGGUCCAGAUGAUUGGGAGAAUUUAGAUGCUUCAGCAGCGCAUAUUGCGAACUUGUUGUCAACUGAGCCAGCUGAUGUUAAAGUCGGUAUUGGAGGCUUUAGCAUGGGUGCUGCAAUGGCCCUUUACUCUGCAACUUGUUAUGCUGCGGGUAGGUACGGAAAUGGCAACCCAUACCCUCUCAAUCUGAGGGCAGUUGUUGGACUAAGUGGCUGGCUUCCAGGAGCAAGGAGCUUAUGGAACAAAAUAGAAGGUUCACACGAGGCUUUGAGGCGUGCCGCAUCAUUACCCAUUUUGCAAUGCCAUGGAACCAGUGAUGGUGAAGUAGCCUACAAAUAUGGAGAGAAAUCAGUCCAGUGCUUGACUUCAGCAGGAUUCCGAUACCUUUCGUUCAAACCAUUUGAAGGGCUCGGCCACUACACUAUCCCUAAAGAGAUGAAUGAGGUCUCCAGUUGGCUUUCUGCACGGCUGGGGCUUGACGGGUAUCGCUCAUAAAUCUGACAGUUUCCGCCUGGAGCUAAUGAGGAAGUAGUAUGUAUCUAACAAUAAUGAAUGAGAAACGCACAUGUACAAGUAGGCGUUAUAAAAAAUGGGGCAUGGAGUAUAUGAGUACAGCAGCUAGAUUGACCUUUCUAAUUCCCAUUUGUGUUCUGUUCUUCCCUACAAAUAAAGUUUUGGGUGUGAUAUUUGUAUACCACUUGUAGGCAGUAGUGAGUAGGGACUGAAUUUUGGAUGUACUUUGUUUUGGUAUUCAUUAAUGUAUUAUUGUUAUUAUUAUUAUAUUAUUUUA
Messenger RNA from Malus domestica (apple), 1420 nucleotides. RefSeq lists its product as uncharacterized. NCBI's taxonomy places the organism in Eukaryota, Viridiplantae, Streptophyta, Magnoliopsida, Rosales, Rosaceae. The record is from RefSeq and is a predicted model, not a curated record. Gene Ontology annotation, molecular function: hydrolase activity.